GGACGCGCUCACCUGGGACUCUCUACCUGCCCCGGGGCCCCAGGGCACCAGGAUGAAGGACCGGCUGGAGCAGCUGAAGGCCAAACAGCUCACACAGGAUGAUGACACCGAUGAGGUCGAGAUUGCCAUCGACAACACGGCUUUUAUGGACGAGUUCUUCUCUGAGAUUGAGGAAACUCGGCUCAACAUUGACAAGAUCUCAGAGCAUGUGGAGGAGGCCAAGAAACUCUACAGUAUCAUUCUCUCUGCACCAAUUCCUGAGCCCAAAACCAAGGAUGACCUAGAACAGCUCACGACUGAGAUCAAGAAAAGGGCCAACAACGUCCGGAACAAACUGAAGAGCAUGGAGAAGCAUAUUGAAGAAGAUGAGAUCCGGUCAUCAGCAGAUCUUCGGAUUCGGAAAUCCCAGCACUCUGUCCUCUCCCGGAAGUUUGUGGAGGUGAUGACCAAAUACAACGAAGCUCAGGUGGACUUCCGUGAACGCAGCAAGGGGCGCAUCCAGCGGCAGCUCGAAAUUACCGGCAAGAAGACAACAGAUGAGGAGCUGGAGGAGAUGCUGGAGAGUGGCAACCCUGCCAUCUUCACCUCGGGGAUCAUUGACUCCCAGAUAUCCAAGCAAGCCCUUAGUGAGAUUGAGGGACGGCACAAGGACAUCGUAAGGCUGGAGAGCAGCAUCAAGGAGCUUCAUGAUAUGUUCAUGGACAUCGCCAUGCUGGUGGAGAAUCAGGGUGAGAUGUUAGAUAACAUAGAGCUGAAUGUCAUGCACACAGUGGACCACGUGGAGAAGGCGCGAGAUGAAACUAAAAAAGCUGUGAAAUACCAGAGCCAGGCCCGGAAGAAAUUUAUAAUUAUCAUUGUGGCAGUAGGUGUGUUGCUGGGCAUUUUAGCGUUGAUUAUUGGACUUUCUGUGGGGCUGAAAUAAGAGUGGCCUGAGAGGCUGCUGCACUGACAUAACCGGAUUUCACUCCAGCCUGGUGUGGCCACCCUUGUCUUCAGAUGGGAACGGAGUAUGAAUGGCCUUCCUGAGAGCGUGUUGGACCUGUUCCUUUGUUUCCUUGUAACCAUCCUUGGACCUGACUCAGCAAUCUAGCCCUGGAGGAAUCUAACCUACCUAGUGCAACCCUGAGUUCUCCUCAGAACCUUCUCCUGCCUCACCAGCUCUGAAGUUCCUUCCCUCCUGAACCUUGUGAACCAACCCAGCUUCUCUUUCCUCCUCCAAAUUAUGCCUCGCACCUUGGAAAGCCCAUCUGAGACCCUCUCAAGGUGCUAUGUUUUCUACCUCAUGGAGUUUUUUCUCCUAGAAAUUUGCAGUGUAUUUUGUGUGUGUAGGGGGACCAUCUUUAACAAAGCAGAGGGAUAAAGCUUGGAUCUGCGUCUUUUACCUGGCAGGAUGCCAAUCCUCAGCUUGUUGUUCCCAUGUCCUAAAAACAUGAGGGGUUGACAGAUGUCAUUUUGGUCUGAGAAGCUGACUUAUUUGAAAUUCAACCUUAAAUUAAGCUCUUAAUAUGUUUAGCUUGGGGGCCAACUUUGAUUUUUUUCUAUGUUGUGUUCUCUCUCAUGUUUACUCAAGGAGGGACCAUGAUGAUACAGCCAUCAUCUAAGGGCUACCAUUUGCAAAGGCUGAGGGUAUGGACUAUCUGUUUCCAUGUCUGAGUUUUGGAAACUAGCUGUUCAUUGCUAAUGAAUGAUACUUUGUGAAGCCAAUGCCGUGAGGCCAAAAAUGGGGAUUUUAAAUUGGGUCAGGGACAAGGUGCCAGAGUCUCAGAGGCUCUGGAAAUGUUUCAUGAGACUGGUAUUGAGUAUCCAGUCAUUCAUGUAUUCCAGAUAUAUUUUUAUAAUUGUUGAGAUGUAUGUACAUAUAUACAUGUGUCUCUCAGGAAGUAGAAAAUAAAAUCAGAAGACAUUAUGACCUCUAAAAAGUUACUUUGAGCUAGGCUAAAAAUUAGGUAAGGGAUAUUCACUUACCUGCAAAUAAAUUAUUGCAGAAAUGUAAUCUUCCCAUAUUAUCAAGAAACUUGUUUUCUGGAUGAGUACUGGGAGAAUCAAAUAAGAUCUUUGGAGGACUAAAGUGAUCCUCAUUAAGUUUUUAUGCUUAGCAGACAGCCAGUUUUAACACCUCUCCCUACCCCGUUGCCUAUGCUAGACUUGUUCUGGCCACACGCCACAGCAAGUUGAUAUUAUCCACAUGACUGAUGGGAUGUCCUAUCUUCAGGACUGAGUCAGUUGGGGAACACCCAGGACUAGAGAGUAUCUCUUCCUGUUUCCUGGUUAAUGAGCUUGGCAGGGUCUUUGUCUCCCUCGAUUCUUAUCAUGGAGGAAGCAAUGGCCAGGAAAUAUUAAAGCUGCUGUGACUGCUAACCCAGUGGAAGGCCCCUGAGAUUCCCUGCUGGUCUGUGCCAGUCUCCCUGAAUUUGGGUACCGGGUAUAGUUCAGCUUCAACUUUAAUGCUUUCUAGAAUAGGGUGAGCACCCUAGUCCAGGCACUGUCCAUUAGCUUCCUUUGCAAAGGCUACUCAUUCACAGUCCUCAUCCGGCACUCAGAGCCCAGGGAAUGUCCUUUUGUCCUUGGCUAUGACGUCUGUCGGUGGACUGGCUUCUCAGUCGGGGAGACAAACUAAUCACAGGCCUUUGCUGUCCUCUGAGAUUGAGGCCUGAAGCUUAUAGCUUGGAAUACAGAAUGUG
Messenger RNA from Otolemur garnettii (small-eared galago), 2681 nucleotides. It is a transcript of the gene STX3, whose product is annotated as syntaxin 3. The record is from RefSeq and is a predicted model, not a curated record. The transcript is spliced from 11 exons. The coding region runs from base 53 to 922 and encodes 289 amino acids. NCBI's taxonomy places the organism in Eukaryota, Metazoa, Chordata, Mammalia, Primates, Galagidae. Gene Ontology annotation, cellular component: synaptic vesicle; plasma membrane; endomembrane system. Gene Ontology annotation, biological process: exocytic insertion of neurotransmitter receptor to postsynaptic membrane; intracellular protein transport; synaptic vesicle fusion to presynaptic active zone membrane. Gene Ontology annotation, molecular function: SNAP receptor activity; SNARE binding.